This is a messenger RNA of Pipistrellus nathusii (Nathusius's pipistrelle), 5079 nucleotides long. The record is from the annotation of a GenBank genome assembly. NCBI's taxonomy places the organism in Eukaryota, Metazoa, Chordata, Mammalia, Chiroptera, Vespertilionidae.
AUGAACGUGCAGGCUUGCUCUAGAUGUGGCUAUGGAGUGUACCCCGCUGAGAAGAUCAGCUGCUUAGAUCAGAUAUGGCAUAAAGCGUGUUUUCACUGUGAAGUUUGCAAGAUGAUGCUGUCGGUGAAUAACUUUGUGAGUCACCAGAAAAAGCCAUACUGUCAUGCUCACAACCCCAAGAUCAAUACUUUCACGAGUGUCUAUCAGACACCAUUAAAUGUAAACAGAAGGAAGAUUCCAAGAGACCCCCAUGGGGUUGAUGAGCAAGAAGAUGGUGGAAGGUUUAAAUCGGUGUUUCAGUGGGACAUGGAAUCCAAGGAUGGGGUAACCACCUCUAAUGAGCCACCGUUGGGGAACGAGAGACCCUAUUGGACUGGAUACGGGGAAGGGAAUGCUUGGUGCCCAGGAGCUCUGCCAGACCCUGAAAUCGUAAGGAUGGUUGAGGCUCGGAAGUCUCUUGGUGAGGAGUACACAGAAGACUAUGAGCAACCGAGGGGCAAAGGGAGCUUCCCAGCCAUGAUCACACCUGCUUAUCAAAGGGCCAAGAGAGCCAGCCAGCUGGCCAGCCAAGUGGAAUACAAGAGAGGGCACGAUGAGCGAGUCUCCAGGUUCACCACAGUGGCGGACACUCCUGAGCUGCUACGGGCUAGGGCUGGGGGACAGCUUCAAAAUGAUAUGAUCUACACUGAACAGCAGAGAGGCAAAGGCAGUUUUCCUGCUAUGAUCACACCUGCUUAUCAGAUAGCCAAAAGGGCCAAUGAGCUGGCGAGUGAUGUGAGAUACCACCAACAAUACCAAAGAGAAAUGAAGGGAAUGGCUGGCUCAGCCAUGGCAGCCGAGGGCACAUUGGUGAGGGACUACGUGGACCAGUGUGGUCAGGGCUACUUGGAGGACUAUGACCAGCACAGAGGCAAGGGCAGCUUCCCUGCCAUGAUCACCCCAGCUUAUCAGAACGCCAAGAAAGCCCACCAACUCGCUAGUGAUAUAAAAUACAGGCAGGACUUCAACAGGAUGAAAGGCGCUGCUCAGUUCCACUCCCUCCCAGCCCAGGACAACUUGGUUCUGAAGCGGGCUCAGAGCGUGAACAAACUUGUGAGCGAGAAUAAAUAUAAAGAAAACUACCAGAACCACAUGAGAGGCCACUAUGAAGGAGUGGGUAUGGACAGACGGACUCUCCAUGCGAUGAAAGUUGGAAGUCUGGCCAGCAAUAUUGCCUACAAAGAGGAUUAUAAACACGAUGUGGUUGACUACAACUACCCAGCCACUCUCACUCCUUCCUAUCAAACAGUCAUGAAACAGGUUCCCUUGAAAGAUGUCAACUACAGGCAAAGCAUUGACAAGUUGAAGUACAGCUCUGUGACUAACACCCCUCAGAUUGUCCAAGCCAAAAUCAACGCCCAGCAGCUGAGUCAUGUGAAUUACCGUGCUGACUACGAGAAAAACAAGUUGAAUUACUCACUGCCCCAGGAUGUACCUCAACUGGUGAAGGCCAAAACCAACGCUGAGCUCUUCAGCGAGAUUAAGUACAAAGAAGGCUGGGAAAAGUCCAAGGGGAAAGGAUUUGAAAUGAAGCUGGAUGCCAUAUCUCUGCUGGCCGCCAAAGCCUCCGGAGAGCUUGCUAGCAAUAUUAAAUACAAAGAAGAAUACGAAAAAAGCAAAGGUAAAGCUAUGGGAGCUACGGACUCUAGGCUUCUGCACUCCCUGCAGGUUGCCAAGAUGAGCAGCGAGGUUGAAUACAAGAAAGGCUUUGAAGAGAGCAAGACCCACUUUCACCUGCCCAUGGACAUGGUAAACAUCAGGCACGCUAAGAAGGCCCAAGCUCUGGCCAGUGACCUGGACUACCGGAAAAAGCUACACGAAUACACCGUGCUGCCCGAAGAUAUGAAGACACAGUGGGCCAAGAAAGCCUACGGGCUCCAGAGCGAGCUGCAGUACAAAGCUGACCUGGCAUGGAUGAAAGGCGUGGGGUGGCUGACGGAGGGCAGUCUCAAUCUGGAACAGGCCAAGAAGGCUGGACAGCUGGUCAGCGAGAAAAACUACAGGCAGAGGGUGGAUGAGCUGAAGUUCACCAGUGUGGCCGACAGCUCCCAGAUGGAGCACGCCAAGAAGAGCCAGGAGCUGCAGAGCGGGGUGGCCUACAAGGCAGGAAACGAGCAGUCCCUCCACCAGUACAGCAUCAGCAAAGACGAACCCCUCUUCCUACAGGCCCGAGCCAAUGCUGCCAAUCUCAGCGAGAAACUGUAUAAGAGCAGCUGGGAAAACCAGAAGGCAAAAGGCUUUGAGCUUCGUCUUGACUCCUUGGCCUUCCUGGCAGCCAAAGCCAAGAGGGACCUAGCCAGCGAGGUGAAGUACAAGGAGGACUACGAGAGGUCCCGAGGAAAGCUCAUUGGGGCUCAGGGGGCCCAGGGCGACUCGCAAAUGAGCCACUCCCUGCAAAUGUCCAAGCUGCAGAGCGACCUGGAGUACAAAAGGGGAUUCGAGGACACCAAGUCCCAGUGCCACGUCUCCCUAGACAUGGUCCACCUUGUGCACGCCCGCAAGGCUCAGCAUUUAGCCACAGACGUGGGCUACAAGACGGCGUCUCAUCACUUCACAGCUCUGCCCACGGACAUGAAGGUGGAAUGGGCCAAGAAGGCCUACGGUUUACAGAGUGAUAACCAAUACAGGGCAGAUGUGAAGUGGAUGAAAGGCGCCGGCUGGGUCGCCGUCGGGUCAUUAAAUGUGGAGCAGGCGAAGAAGGCAGGAGAACUCAUUAGCGAGAAGAAGUACCGUCAGCAUCCAGAUGCUUUGAAGUUUACCAGUAUUAAAGACACUCCGGAGAUGGUCCAGGCCAGAAUUAGUUACACCCAAGCAGUGGAUAGGAUAUACAGAGAACAAGGGGAAAACAUAAAGCAUCAUUACACGCAGACAGCCGACCUCCCGGAAGUCCUGCUGGCCAAGCUGAAUGCCAUGAAUAUCAGUGAGACACGGUACAAGGAAUCCUGGAGCAAACUUCGAGACGGCGGGUAUAAGCUGAGAUUGGAUGCCAUCCCAUUCCAGGCAGCGAAGGCCUCCGGUGAAAUCAUCAGCGACUACAAAUACAAAGAAGCAUUUGAGAAAAUGAAAGGGCAGAUGCUCGGCUCCCGGAGCUUGGAAGACGAUAUCAGCCUGGCGCAUUCAGUGUACGCCAGCUCGCUGCAGAGUGAAGUGAAUUACAAGAAAGGCUUCGAGCGCUCAAAGGCGCAGUUCCAUCUGCCGUUGGACAUGGUCACCCUGGUGCAUGCCAAGAAGGCUCAGAGCCUGGCCAGCGACCAGGACUACAGACACCCGCUCCCCCAGUACACGUCCUUGGCCGAGGACCUGAGGCUCAGCUGUGCCAAGAGAGCUCACAAGUUGCAGAGCGAGAAUGAGUACCGGUCAGACUUAAACUUCAUGCGAGGGGUGGCCUGUGUCAUUCCAGGCACUUUAGAGAUCGAAGGAAGAAAAAGAGCAUCUGAACUCAUCAGUGAGAGCAAAUACCGCCAGCAUCCUCAGUCAUUCAAGUACACAGCUGUGACAGACACCCCCAGCCUCCUUCAAGCAAAACUCAGCAACCAGCUUACGAACGAGCGCCUCUAUAGAGCAGCCGGCGAGGAUGCGAGCCACCAGUACACCAUGACCCUGGGGCUGCCCGAGUUCGUCCGAGCGAAAACAAACGCAGCCAACCUGAGCGACGCAAAAUACAAGGAGUCUUGGCAUAAUCUCCGCGCUCAAGGCUACAAGCUGACAAUAGAUGCACUCCCUUUUCAGGCUGCUCGGGUCUCUGGAGACAUCGCCAGCGAUUUUCUCUACAGACACGACUUCGUGAAGGAGCGAGGGAGGCUGAUCGGGGCGCGGAGUGUCAGCGACGACCCUCGGCUCCAGCACUGCUGGCGAGUGGGCCAGCUGCAGAGCGAGCUCCAGUACCGGAGGCAGGCGGUGGGCAGCCACGCACAGUACCACCUGCCCGGGGACAUGGUGCCCCUGGUCCACGCCAGGAAGGCCCAGGCCCUGGCCAGCGACCAUGACUACAGGACACGGUGCCACGAGUUCACGGCGCUGCCCGAGGACCUGAAGAUGGCCUGGGCCAAGAAAGCUCACGCCCUGCAGAGUGAGUUUCGCUACAAGGCAGACCUGAUGGGCAUGAAGGGCACAGGAUGGCUGGCGCUGAGCUCCCCGCAGAUAGAGAACGCAAAGAAGGCUGGAGAACUCAUCAGUGAGACCAAGUACAGGAAAAAACCAGACAGUCUCAAGUUCACCUCGGUGGUCGACUCCCCGGACAUGGUUCAUGCCAAGAACAGCUACCUACACUGCAAUGAGCGCCUGUACAGGUCCGGGGAUGCGGAAUCCCUGCACAGAUUCACCCUGAUCCCCGACCACCCUGACUUCAUCAGAGCCCGUCUCAACGCGCUGCACCUGAGCGAUAAAGUCUACAGAAACUCUUGGGAGCAGACUCGGGCUGGCGGCUACGACUUCAGGCUGGACGCCAUCCCAUUCCAGACUGCCCGAGCGUCCAGGGAGAUCGCCAGUGAUUUUCGAUACAAAGAGGCCUUCCUGCGGGACCGGGGCCUGCAGAUCGGAUACCGCAGCAUCAACGACGACCCGAGGAUGAGGCAUUUCCUCAGCGUCGGCAAGCUCCAGAGUGACAAUGAGUACAAGAAGGACUUUGCAAAGAAUCGGUCCCGGUUCCACAGCCGCCCAGACCAGCCCGGCUUCCUCCAGGCCAAGAGGAGCCAGCAGCUGGCCAGCGACGUGUGCUACAGGCAGCCCUUGCCCCAGCCCACCUGCGACCCGGAGCAGCUGGGCCUGAAGCAUGCCCAGAGGGCCCACCAGCUGCAGAGUGAUGUCAAGUACAAAUCAGACUUGAACCUGACCAGAGGUAUUGGCUGGACCCCUCCCGGCUCCUACAAAGUGGAGAUGGCUCGGCGGGCUGCAGAACUGGCCAAUGCAAGGGGCAUGGCUCUCCAGGGGGCUUACUGGGGGCCAGAGCCUGUGGAGCCCGGAUAUAAUCAGAGAGGGGAUGUGAACCCAGAUGCCAUGGAGAUUCUGCACGUCAACAGGAGGAAGGUGCUGCCGUUGUGA